CUAAAAAUAACGUUUCUCUUUUCUCUCUGGAAAAUUUUCUCUGAGAAAAUCCCGCGAGAAAAUUUACACCUCCUGCUGCAAAUGUCGAAUUUCUUGACUAACACUAAUUCAAACCCUAAUAAGUCCUUUGAGGUGAAUCAGCCUCCAACUGAUUCUGUCUCCAGUCUCAGUUUCAGUCCCAAAGCGAACCUCCUCGUGGCCACUUCCUGGGACAACCAGGUUCGAUGUUGGGAGGUAGCACGGAAUGGGAUAAAUAUUGCCACUGUGCCCAAGGCUUCUAUAACGCAUGACCAUCCGGUUUUGUGUUCUAGUUGGAAGGAUGAUGGCACAACUGUCUUCUCUGGUGGAUGUGACAAGCAAGUGAAGAUGUGGCCUCUGUUGUCUGGAGGCCAACCAAUGACUGUCGCCGUGCACGAUGCCCCCAUCAAAGAAAUUGCUUGGAUUCCUGAGAUGAACCUUUUAGUCACGGGAAGCUGGGACAGGACUAUGAAGUACUGGGAUACAAGGCAGUCAAAUCCAGUGCACACCCAACAACUCCCAGAGCGCUGCUAUGCAAUGACAGUGAGACAUCCUCUGAUGGUUGUUGGCACUGCUGAUAGAAAUCUUAUUGUUUAUAACUUGCAAAAUCCCCAGGUUGAAUUCAAGCGAAUUGUUUCCCCCUUAAAGUAUCAGACAAGGUGCCUUGCUGCAUUCCCUGAUCAACAAGGUUUCUUGGUGGGAUCUAUUGAAGGGAGAGUGGGGGUGAAUCAUUUGGAUGAUAGUCAGCAGGGUAAAAACUUCACAUUCAAAUGCCACAGAGAGGGCAAUGAAAUAUACUCGGUUAACUCUUUAAAUUUCCAUCCUGUACACCACACAUUUGCAACUGCUGGUUCUGACGGUGCUUUUAAUUUUUGGGACAAGGAUAGUAAACAGAGGCUUAAGGUCAUGUUAAGAUGCAACCAACCUAUUCCUUGCAGUACCUUCAACAAUGAUGGUUCAAUAUUUGCUUAUGCAGUCUGCUAUGACUGGAGUAAAGGGGCAGAAAAUUAUAAUCCCGCAACAGCAAAGACCAACAUUUUCCUACACUUGCCACAGGAGUCUGAAGUUAAGGGCAAACCGCGCAUUGGUGCUACUGGUAGAAAAUAGAGAUGCUGCUGCUCUGGGAUACUUUUAUGUAUAUAGUUGGCUAAUACUGGUAUAUCAUGGAGGCAAGGUAUUUGUUGAUAUCAAAAUAUGGAAGUUCAAUGGGCUGUACAUACUUGGAAGAAAUUAUCGACUAAUGCUUAGUGAAAUUUUCUGUGCGUACUCUUUCA
Gastrolobium bilobum is the source of this 1292-nucleotide messenger RNA. Its product is annotated as protein RAE1-like. Gene Ontology annotation, cellular component: nuclear pore. The record is from RefSeq and is a predicted model, not a curated record. NCBI's taxonomy places the organism in Eukaryota, Viridiplantae, Streptophyta, Magnoliopsida, Fabales, Fabaceae. Bases 82 to 1125 code for a protein of 347 amino acids. Gene Ontology annotation, molecular function: ubiquitin binding; RNA binding. The transcript is spliced from 11 exons. Gene Ontology annotation, biological process: RNA export from nucleus; transcription-dependent tethering of RNA polymerase II gene DNA at nuclear periphery.